Molecule: messenger RNA, 4625 nt
Organism: Haliotis rubra (blacklip abalone)
Lineage: Eukaryota; Metazoa; Mollusca; Gastropoda; Lepetellida; Haliotidae
Product: paired box protein Pax-6-like
Exons: 11
Coding region: 672-2081 (469 amino acids)
Biological process (GO): anatomical structure development; regulation of transcription by RNA polymerase II
Molecular function (GO): DNA-binding transcription factor activity, RNA polymerase II-specific; RNA polymerase II cis-regulatory region sequence-specific DNA binding
Source: RefSeq, a predicted model, not a curated record
GCUUACACUGCGGGAGAAAAAACCCCUGAGAAUCCAAUUUCACGUGGAAAUGCAUUAGGGUUCGGGAAUCCAUUUCAUCGAUUUCAUUAUGCGGUGAAGUAGUCAUUCUUCCUCGUUUUAUCGCAGUUUUUCUUCUUCUUUCGUGACCAAGGAUAUGUAGAUAUUGUCGUCUGCAUUUCACGAUAAGUUUGAACGCAUUUGGGAGAGCUCGAACUAGUUCCAUUGAGCUUAGAACGCCGAGCGUGAACGAUUGGCCUGCAUGGACUGCCGCUUUCAUGAGAAGUCUAGUGAUAUUGUUCCCUGGCCAAUCAGGACCUUAGCUGACGAGGGGCAACCCACGAUCUGAGGCACUAUAGCACUAUAGCAUGGAGGUGAUACUACUACUACAUACACGGGUGUCCAGUAUUGACCGGGAUUCCUCCUACCCCUAGGGAUGUACUGUAGGAUGGACACCCCCGCUAGCGUGGCCCUCUUUACCUAGGAAGUUGAUGUCAAACUGAUACACUGUCUCGUCUGAAUACCCUUCUAGUGUGGCCAACCUCCGGAGACUGCAUGGAAGCCCGGUAACCGCUACUGCACCACUUUGGAUUUAUCUUCUCGCGAACAAGUGUUUGUUGAAGCAGACGACAAAACUGACAAGCAAACUGGAUAGCUCACAGUUUGAGGACGCCAUGCCUGCGAAAGAGGAAGACACGAGCCCAAAUAGCACCAACCACAGUGAUGCUGGAAGCACCGGCAGUGGAAGCAAUGCUAAGAAACAUACACGUAAACGAGGCCACAGUGGAGUGAACCAGUUGGGCGGAGUGUUUGUAAACGGUAGACCAUUGCCAGACUCAACAAGACAGAGAAUCGUCGAACUUGCCCAUAGUGGCGCCAGGCCAUGUGACAUAUCUAGAAUUUUGCAAGUAUCGAACGGUUGUGUGAGCAAAAUUUUGGGCCGAUACUACGAGACCGGCUCCAUCCGGCCAAGGGCCAUUGGUGGCAGCAAACCAAGAGUGGCUACAAAUGACGUUGUUUCAAAAAUUGCGCAGUUUAAACGCGAGUGCCCGUCUAUAUUUGCUUGGGAAAUCAGAGAUCGGCUGCUGUCUGAAGCUGUAUGCAAUCAAGAUAAUAUUCCAAGUGUAUCUUCAAUCAAUCGUGUCCUUCGGACACUGGCCAGUGAAAACCAGAAAGUUAUGGGCCAGAGUUCCAUGUAUGAUAAACUUGGUCUACUGAACGGGCAGGGCUGGCCUCGGCCAAACCCUUGGUAUACACCCACAGUUUCCAUGCACGGGGGCCUCGGAGCUCCUUCUGCCUACCCCCCUCCUCAAACAACUUCCCCAAUGGCAUCUGAGAAGAAAAAUAAGUACGACAGCAGCGCUGGUUCCACGGGUAGUCCCAGUGAUGGUCAGACCGGCGAGAAUGAUGAACAGAUGCGGAUGAGAUUGAAGAGAAAGCUACAGCGAAAUAGAACUUCAUUUACUGCUGCUCAGAUUGAAUCACUUGAGAAAGAAUUUGAAAGAACGCAUUAUCCUGAUGUGUUUGCACGAGAGCGUUUAGCACAGAAAAUCGAUCUUCCCGAAGCACGUAUACAGGUGUGGUUCUCAAAUCGUCGGGCAAAAUGGCGUCGCGAGGAGAAACUCCGUAACCAACGUCGCGAGGUCGCCAACGGCGCCACACGUCUCCCCAUCAACAGUAGUUUCACCAACAGCAUGUAUCCCUCUAUACACCAACCCAUCGCCUCCAUGACAGAUAAUUAUAGUUCUAUCCCCUCUGUGCCGAGUUAUUCUCUGUCGAACAACCUCCCGACGAACCCAGCCUGUCUCCAGUCAUCCAGCUCCUCCUCCUAUUCAUGUAUGAUACCAGAUUACACCCCCCGAAGUUACGACCCCCUGGCGUUAACCAACUACUCCCGCCAGACAUGUAACCCAGGUUCCUCCAUGCAGUCCCAUAUGAACCACAGCGCCCACAAUGGCGCCUCAACAGGUCUCAUCUCGCCUGGAGUGUCAGUUCCUAUCCAGGUUCCGGGAGGGAAUCAUCAAGACAUGGGCGCGCAUCACAUGUCCUCAAUGACGUCACAAUACUGGCCAAGGAUCCAAUGACCAGCUUGACCUCAAACUGUUUCAAAAUAACUUGAUGUGAUGGCACGUGAGGCGGUCACGUGCUCUUCCACUAUUGCAAGAAUCAUAUGAGUUCUGCUGUUAUGUGGCUAGCAGACUGAAUACGGAAGCAUAAUAUUGGAUUAAAAUGCUUUGACCCAAGGUCAAGGACAGGUAUCACUUCCGGAUGAUCCACGUGGAGCAGCUAAACCAAACGUGAACGGAAGGUAUCGAACUCGUGAAGCAUUUCCCCCAUCACUUUCCGCCAUAGCAUUACCAUUCUGCAAGAAAUGGAUUCAAUAGCAUAAUACAGCCUCGGCUACUGCCAGUACUGCACAUGCGCACGAUGCUCAAAGACUGUCAUGACGAAAGUCAUGCAUAUGACAAUAUAUUACAUGUAUUUGCAUAAUGUAUGUUACAAUGCCGGCUACCAGUGCGUUAUGAAGGACGGCCAAGAGAGGAACCAUUGAGGUGUCGGUAGUUCUAUUUAUAACUUCCGUAUUGACUGUGAGUGUGUGAUGGUGUUUUACAACACACAGACAUUGCCACAUAUGACACGGCCAGUUUCGUUGUGAAAGUGCUAACGCUUAUAUCGUGAGUGGUCGCUAAAGCAAAAUAUUUCUUAUGUGUAAGAAAAAAAGGUCUCAGGGCUUUUGACAUUGAUCAAAAUGACUGUAGAAUCUCACGUUUACGAAUGAGAUUAACGUAGUUUAUCGUGUAUCCGUGUGUUCACUGCAUUACCUAUCCAUAGAGACAGUGUAUAGACUCAUCCAGAUGGGCAGGACAUUGCUCAGAACAGAAGUCAUGUGACAUCGUAAUUACGUCAUUGAACUGAUGACGUCAUACUUCCAACUAGUGUUGUAUUGUGUUGCAGACUGAGUGUGUACACACACGGAGAGAGUUUGUGUGAGAUUUGUGUGGACUUACGAGCGUGUUCUCAAAACAGUGGCCCCGUAGCAUAUAGAUUGAUCCAAUCCCCCUGUUUAUACCUCACCCAGCAUGGCCCACCAUGGGCAGAUAUCUCAGUGGCGCUCAGCGCAUGGUUAUGUAUUACCCACUCUCUCACGAUGUCAAUUCCAAAUUAGUUCAAAUGUAUCCAUAUUUAUAUAACGCCGUUAUGUCAUAAUGUGAAUUUUUAUUGUUUCAAGUUUUCAUCUGUUAUAAUAUGGUAAAAAAGAAGUCAAAAUAUGUAAACUAUCGGCCUAGCUAAACAACUCGUGGCACGUCAAAGUUGGACUAUAUGUUGCGCCUUCAGCUCACUCAGUGAGACAAACAGUAUUUUGAUACCGUUACUACAAAUGAAAACGAAUUUUGUUAUGAAUUGUGUUAUAUCUAAAUUAAUAUACCGACUGAUUUUAGCAACGAAAGGAAAUUUAAUCCAUGUUAAUUAUUAUCAACAAUGGAUAUGUACUCAGAACUAACAGUGAAGGCAAGUAUUAACCAGAACGUCCCUCAAUCCUUACAGUAGUCCCAGUUUAGAUAAGGUUAACUUUAAGUUUACAUAACAACUCAGACAAUUCAUAAGUCGUUAUUUGCAAAGACAAUUAUCAGUAUCAAGUGCUACAGUAUUUGGGAUCCAAAAAUGUGAUUGACAUCUUUAGUAGCACCCAAUAUGUGCAAUACUGAGGAUGUUCAUCAAAUUAGUCAUUUAGUUAUGUGACCAUUUUCGAAGAUUCUUUUCAAAAUACUCAUUCAUCCAAUCGACGGUCACUUAAAACAUAUUUUCGUUGCAUUGACAAAAGUUCUAAGAUAGAUUUAUUUAUUUCUCAAAUAUGUAGUUGGAUUUUGUACGACAAUUACACAGCUACAAUCAAAAUGAUGAAACAAUGACUAAAUGUAACUAAUGUUAAUGUACGAUGUGUAUGUGCACCGGACCGUCUAUACGUGCAAUGAAGUAGACUUUUAAUUAUUGUUAUGUAACAAAUAUUUGUUUGAUAUACCACGUAGUAUUAUCGUUAGUCACGAUAGUUUACCUGGCCGGAUAAGAUAUUUCAUAUAAUCAACACAUCCUUUAAUUUCAUGAAUAUUUCUCACCAUAUGCACUAAGUUAUUGUAAAUUUCAAUGAAAAGAAACUUUACAUACAUCGGCCAAUGAUUAGAAACAUGAAACUGAUUCUCGUAUUCCUAUAUAAAUCAGUUUGCCCCAUCCUUCCUCUCUACAUUAUAUAUAAGUGGAUAUAGCAUCGAAAGAUAACGAACGUUGUGUGGAAUGCAUCGUUGUUCUGUUAUUUAUAUGGGACUCAGUCAUUUAGAAUCUCGCUGAAGAACCCAAAUCAAUUUAAGAUAUCGAAGCAAAACAAACAUAUUAGGUAUCGAUUUUAGGCCGAUGUAUGCGCUAGGUCUGAUGUUUUAUCGACUAGUAUAGUCUCACUCGACCCCUUGUGUAGCAAAGAAACUCGGUGUAAUUGUCUCCCCUGUCUUUUCUAUAUUUUUAACAUUGCCUGUACGAAGCAUGUACCCUACCAGUAAUAAUACCACGACUUACGUGUGGCUGUCCAACAGCUGCUGCCAUCAUUUUUUUCUUGAAUAAAAUGAUUUAAUGUGUAA